Molecule: messenger RNA, 1722 nt
Organism: Triticum dicoccoides
Lineage: Eukaryota; Viridiplantae; Streptophyta; Magnoliopsida; Poales; Poaceae
Product: UPF0481 protein At3g47200-like
Exons: 1
Coding region: 123-1616 (497 amino acids)
Source: RefSeq, a predicted model, not a curated record
UUGUUUUGUGCUACAUGUCUCUCAGAUUCUCCCACGAUACCAGUACCAGCAGUGUACGUAGUUUUUGUAGUUAGCACUUAGCAGUAGCAAUAGCAAGCAUCCAGAUCUCUUAGCUUGCUAACAUGGAGGCACCUUGCGACUAUCAGCUGGCCGUGGCUGAUUACUGGGACGGGAAGCCGGCCAUGGAACCAACCGUCUGGGUUCCUGGCCUCUCUUUGCAGAUGACAGUUGCUGCUCCGGCAAGCAACAGUGAUCUCGUCGUCACCUCCAGCGGACGGCAGCAGCUGAAGCAGGUUGAUGAAUACGACCACUAUGCGGUUCAAGUGUUCGAGCGAGCAGCAGAAUCACUCAAGUCGAGAGUGGAGGAGAUGGACACGAAGAUGCACCUGUUCCCGCCAAGCAUGGGAGACCUCGCCGACGAGUACGCCGCCCCCAAGGUGGUGUCCAUCGGCCCCUACCACCACGGCCGGACCCCGGCGCUCCAGGAGAUGGAGAGCGUCAAGCACGCGGCGGCCUGCCACUUCGUCAAGGCCACGGGCCGCCCCAUCCAGGAGGUGUACUGGGCGGUCUGCACCGUCGCAGAGGAGGCCCGCGCCCACUACGACGCCGGCAAGCUGCGGGGCCUCGGCGACGACGACUUCAAGCCGAUGAUGUUCCUCGACGGCUGCUUCCUGCUGCAGUACAUGCAGUUUUGGUGCCGAGAGAGCGGCGGCGACGAGGACCCGGACAUGGAUCCGUCGCUUUACAACGCUUUCAGCUCCAUCGACCGCCCCAUCCUGAGUGACGUGGUGCUGCUCGAGAACCAGCUGCCAUGGGUGGUGAUUGACGCGCUCUUGAGCUUCUUGCCCCAGCCUGGCCUGGACAUGGAGACGCUCAUCGGGCGCGUGAAGCAGACUCUGCAGACCCGCCAGGUUCGUUAUUUCGAUGCUCCCACGUUGGACUACACACCGCCGCAUCUCCUUGGCCUCCUACGCCACCACAUCGUAGGAAGCAACGACACCAAGAAGUCCGAGCCGGAACUGUCUGAAAGAGCCAAGGAAUUGUCCGUUUCCGUGAGCGCCAUGGAGCUUGCAGAGAUCGGCAUCGAGAUCACAGCCACCAAAGCUACACGAGAGGGCGCAGAGCUAAGGAAUAUGGGCGUCCGUAGAUCGGCGUACCUCACCGGCGAGCUCUUCUUGGCGCCACUGUCCCUCAACGACGCGAACGCGACCUUCCUGGUCAACAUGGCGGCUCUGGAGCAAUGCACGACCCCAGACUUUUUUGGGGAGGACGAGGAGAAGUCCGCCGUGUGCUCCUACCUCUGCCUCCUGGGCAUGGUGACGGACAGCGAGGAAGACGUGCAGCAGCUUCGGAAGAAGGGCAUCUUGCAGGGAGGAGCAGGGCUGAGCAACAAGGACGCGCUCGACUUGCUUAACAAGCUCGAGAACCGGCUGCGGCCCGGAACCCACUAUCUGAGCACCAUGAUCCUCAUCCAGAACUACAAGACUGAUAGGUGGAAGCGGAUCCAGUUUCACAAGUUUCAUUACAACCACCGCAAAGCCAUCUUCUUGACGUUUUCCGGCAUUGCUGGAUUUGCCAGUUUCCUCGGGACGCUCAAGUCUCUCAAUCUCAAGUAAUUCUUGCUCUAGUUCCAACUGCUGAAUAUUUAGCUAUGGUGCUAAAUAUUUCCUUUAUGUAUUUUGCGCCCAUCUUGUAAACAAUAUUUGUAUCGGUUUUGCUAAA